Trichobilharzia regenti is the source of this 923-nucleotide messenger RNA. NCBI's taxonomy places the organism in Eukaryota, Metazoa, Platyhelminthes, Trematoda, Strigeidida, Schistosomatidae. The record is from the annotation of a GenBank genome assembly.
AUGCACUUAAAGCAAGGAGAUCCAAAGCCAGAAUUUCGCUCUGACCGUUUAACUCUCAUUGGAUAUAGGUUUUGCCCUUAUGUUGAUCGAGUUAAACUGGUAUUGGGCUACCACAAAAUCGACUACGAUUUAGUGAAUAUUUCGCUAACCUCGAAACCUGAUUGGUUUUUGGAAUUAUAUCCAGCUGGUAAAGUCCCACUAUUAUUGGAGAAAGGGAAACAACUCUCUGAGUCUGAUGUGUUGAUGCGUCAUAUCGAUAGUGUGUAUGGUUCAGGUGUUCUCUUAUCCCAUUGUGGUGAAGAAUUAUUUGAAAAAGCGAAAGAAAUUAUGCAGACAAUUACUGGACCAACCUAUAUGCUGUUGAGUAGUCCUCAAAUAUCUGAUGGGGAUGUUGCACAUUAUUGGGAAGCAUGCAGUAAGCUAAACGAUGCAAUUAAAGGUCCAUAUUUCGCCGGUCACGAUUUAAGCCUAGCCGAUCUACUCAUCUUUCCACAUUUACAAAGAUUUGAAACUAUUGUCGGACGAAUCAACGCAAAGACUUGAAUAAUAUUGGUGAAUUGAAUGGAAACGAUGAACUACGCGCUAAAUGGCCUAAAUUGACAGGAUAUUUAGACGCAAUGAGAAAGAAAUCAUUUGUUGCUGAAAGUGUUGCAUCAUGUCAACUUAUUGCUCGUUUUGUGAAUAAUAAACAUCAGGGUAAAGAUGAUCCUGAUAUAGAAUGAAUGAAUGAAUGAAUGAAUGGAGUUUGUAAAUUGAAGCGGAAUUCAAAGUCAACUUUGCUUAUUUGAUUGAUAUUGUUAUCAUGACUGUGGAUGGUUUAUAAUUUUGUAGUUGUAGCUCAACACUUUUCUAUUGAUGUUAUGCUAUUUGUCCUUUCUAUGUGUGCUCUGUGUGAAUAAAUAUAAUUUUUGCUUUCUACUAAA